ACUCCCAUCCUCCAUUCAUAAUAAGUAAGCUUUACUAUUCUAUACGUACGAUUCUCCAUCGAUCCCUUCUUUAAUUAGGAGUAUAUAUUGCCGUGUUAGUUUUGAGGACGAACAGUUGGGGAGGCAAAAACAAAAAACAAAACAAGACAAUUACUACUACUCAUCACUCUCAAACACAGAGUAAUUAGUUUACUGCUGCGGGUCGGCGGCCGCCCGGUAUGGAGGAUGAGGAGGGAGGAAACACCGCCCCGGGAAGCGGCAGCAAUGGCGGCGUGCGCAGGGCGGAGACGUUGCUCCGCCUCAUCCCGGUGGCACUCUGCGUCGUGGCGCUCCUCAUUAUGCUCAAGAACUCACAAAACAGCGACGACUUGGGUUCCAUCUCCUACUCCGACCUCGGACCCUUUAAGUAUUUGGUACAUGCAAAUGGGAUAUGUGCAGGGUAUUCACUUCUAACAGCGGUGGUUGCGGCCAUGCCAAGGCCAACCACUCUGCCUCGCGCCUGGACCUUCUUCCUCGUAGAUCAGAUGUUGACGUACAUAAUAUUGGGUGCUGGAGCAUUGGCAACAGAGGUGGUGUACCUAUCCUACAAGGGGAACAACGCCACCGCGUGGGGUGAGAGUUGCGGCUCGAUUAGCGGGUUUUGCCGCAAGGCCACGGCAUCGGUGGCCAUCACCUUCGUCGUCAGCCUCUGUUACGCCGGGAUUUCCCUCAUUUCCUCCUACAGACUCUUCACCAAGUACGAUCCCCCACUAGCCGUUGCCUCCGCCUCCACCUACACCACUACUAGCAACAAUGACAACAAAGGCGUAGAAUUUUCGACUAUCUGAUGGAUGGAUCUUAUAUAUGAAUAAAAUGAAUGCCCGCCGCUAGCUCAGCUAUGAUCUCAUCACCAUCCCGACCCGCAUCAUUCACGUGUGGGGCUUAGCUAAUUAAAGUACAGCAACUAUAUACUAUGUGUAAUAAUAGUACGUACGGAUCGAGUUAGACAUAAGAUUGUAUGUUGUGGGCGUUCGUUUGAAACGGUACAAAAAAAACAAUUGUAUUUGACGGAAGUUACCUUCAAGAUGUGUUAAUCAAAUUAUUACUCGGUC
This is a messenger RNA of Cuscuta campestris, 1091 nucleotides long. The record is from the annotation of a GenBank genome assembly. NCBI's taxonomy places the organism in Eukaryota, Viridiplantae, Streptophyta, Magnoliopsida, Solanales, Convolvulaceae.